Nannochloropsis gaditana CCMP526 is the source of this 1047-nucleotide messenger RNA. RefSeq lists its product as uncharacterized. The annotation marks the transcript as partial. The transcript is spliced from 5 exons. The record is from RefSeq and is a predicted model, not a curated record.
GAGAGAUCAAGCGACUAUCUUUUCAAGUCAAUCGUUACCCCGGAGGCUUGCUAUGAAUAUUGCUCGCUGAACGGGGGCGAAGAAGCACCGUUCCUCUUCACCUGGAAUACCGUGACCAGUCAGUGCUUCUGCUGCAUUCGAGUGUGCACACCCCUGAUCUUCGAUCCCGAUUUCAACGUGUACGAAGCGCUCUCGCCUAAAACGUCUUCUCCGACUACCAUUCCUACUGUGAUGCCGACCACGUCGUCCACUGGCACGCCCACUGUCAAGCCUACUGGGAAACCUACUGCGUCGCCUACUACAAGCCCCACUGUCACGCCGACUGGGACACCCACUGCGUCGCCUACUGCCCGGCCCACUGCCACGCCGACUGGGACACCCACUGCCCACCCACUGCCACACCCACUCGACACCCACUGCGUCGCCUACUACGUCGCCCACUCACUCGCCAUCUGCAACGCCCACUGCCACGCCUACUGCGACGCCCACAGGCACACCAACUUCCACGCCUACAAUGUCGCCGACCGCCACGCCAACUGCCGCGCCCACUGCGUCGCCCACUGCGUUGCCCACUCCCUUCCCAACCCCCUCACCUACUGCCACGCCCCGCCGGCGCCUGGUCCUGGAUCAUCGUGGGACAGUAUUUUCACAAGCACUGGGAACCUCAAUGCUGUUGCCUACCACGACGGAACAUGCGAAUACGUGGAUCGCUCACAGACGUCUGGGGAGGAGACGUUUUGGAGGUCAGUCACAUACGGCAACAGUCUCUUUGUGGCAGUGGCAACCGGCAAGGUUAUGACAAGAUCUGAUGGCGAGAGCUGGACGUCUAGAACAGCCGCUGCAAAUUCGGGUUGGUGGGACGUCACGUUUGGGGGUAGUCUCUUCGUCGCCGUCGCCAGUGCCACUUCUGGCACUCUGGUGAUGACAAGCUCAGACGGCAUUAGCUGGUCGAGUCAAACUGCUGCGGCGAUCAACGAAUGGCAAAGUGUGACCUACGCAGAAAACUUGUUCGUAGCCUGUAUGGACCUCAAGAGCGAGCGCCAGUGA